AUGCCGUUCAAGAUGGAUAGGUCCUAUCGUAAAUCAAAUGAUUUGACCCGAAUGCGGUAAUCGUUAAGUUCCAUGGCAUGCCCGAGUGUUCUGAGUUAUCGCGCGCUAGGGCGGGGUCAAAGUGGUGUCCAAAAACCAAAAUAGAAUACAAAAAAAAGAACGGGGACAAUGCCAAUGUAUGAAACACUUUUGAGUGAAAUCUAUUCAUUUGCUAAAAAUUUUUCUUCUAACGGUAUGUGACAUUAGGAGCUAUGGUUGUUUUUUGCAAACCAUACGUAUGUUUUAGAAAACUUACCCCACCAACCAUGAUGUCGUGCGAAUCCUUUGAAGACGUAGUGCCUUUUGAGGCGCUCUGUCUACCAAGUGACCAGCUUUCAUCUAACGAUGAAGUUAGCGUUGGAAGCGAGUUGUCUCUGGAGACUCAUGUCUCAUCUACCAACCUCUCUUUGGUGAAUGGAAUGGAGCUUCAACUGAGUCGAACAUGCAGGCUUCAGAAGAAUUGA
Messenger RNA from Bursaphelenchus okinawaensis, 503 nucleotides. NCBI's taxonomy places the organism in Eukaryota, Metazoa, Nematoda, Chromadorea, Rhabditida, Aphelenchoididae. The record is from the annotation of a GenBank genome assembly.